CGGCCUCUUCCGCUCCACAACUAAUCUCAGAGUCACUACUACCUCUUAGAUCAUCCCAUAUUCUACUGUUAGACAAUCCUUCAGAAUAAUCUCUUUUCUUGCACGUGGGCUUUUUCUUUUAGCCCCCAACUGCUACUGCACACUAGCUUUCUAGCUCCGAGUGGUGUCUCACACUAAACAGCUAUGGAAGCUCCCCGGUCAAAAUGAAGGGACUAUAUGAAGAAACCCAGCUCCCUGGAGCUAGGCUUUUUCAACUGCCAAUUCCAAGAAAAUCUGCGAUUGUGGUCACAAUGGUCGUGAUUUCCACUCUUCUCUCGCUCUACCUGCUUUCAGGAGCGUCUGCCGGUCCGGUGGCACGAUCCUCCAAGCAGAAUGCCUCAGCUUGCGAUAGCGUCAACCAGGGCUAUAACUGCUUCUCCGAGAUCUCGCAUCUUUGGGGCCAGUACUCCCCUUACUUCUCUGUCGAGGAAGAGUCUGCCUCUUCCGCCAUCCCGGAGGGCUGCCACGUCACCUUCGCACAAGUGCUCUCCCGCCAUGGUGCCCGGUAUCCUACCGCAUCCAAGUCCGCGAAGUACGCCAAGGUGAUUGCGAAGAUCCAGGCUGAUGCGACGGCCUACAAGGGGAAUGCGGCCUUCUUGAAGACCUACAAUUACACUCUGGGGUCGGACGAUCUGACUGCCUUUGGAGUGCAGCAGAUGGUCGACUCAGGGAUCAAGUUCUACCAACGCUAUGAGUCUCUGGCGAAGGAACAAACUCCCUUUGUCCGCGCAUCGGGAUCAAGUCGCGUGAUUGAAUCCGGUCAGAAAUUCAUUCAAGGCUUUCAGAACACGAAGCUCAAUGAUUCUCGGGCCCUGCCGGGUCAACUCGCUGCUUCUAUCAAUGUGGUGAUUUCCGAGAGCGCCAACGCGAACAACUCGCUCGACCCCGGUACCUGCACGGUCUUCGAGAACAGUGAGCUGGGCGAUGAUGUUGUCGCCAACUUUACAGACAUCUUCACGCCGCCCAUCCUGAAAAGGCUCGAAGAGGACCUCCCGGGAGUGAAUCUCACCGCAAAAGAGGUCGUCUACCUCAUGGACAUGUGCUCCUUUGACACUAUCGCCCAGUCCAACCCCGAGAGUCAGCUCUCCUCUUUCUGCAACCUCUUUACCCAUGCGGAAUGGGAGCAAUACAAUUACCUCCGUUCCUUGGAAAAGUAUUACGGGUACGGUGCUGGCAACCCUCUCGGCCCGAGUCGGGGAAUUGGUUUCACCAACGAACUGAUUGCGCGUUUGACUCGGACCCCUGUUCAUGACGAGACCAGCACCAAUCGCACUUUGGACUCGAGCCCUGCUACGUUUCCUCUGAACUAUACCCUCUACGCGGACUUUACGCAUGAUAACGGAUUGAUUCCCAUUUUCUUCGCCCUGGGCCUGUACAACGGCACCAAGCCCUUGUCCAAGACCCAGGUGGAGUCCAUGGAGGAGACGGAUGGGUUCUCCGCGGCGUGGACGGUGCCGUUUGGUGCACGAGCCUACGUUGAGAUGAUGCAGUGUGAGGCCCAGCCCGAGCCUCUUGUGCGCGUGCUAGUCAAUGAUCGCGUGGUGCCUCUUCACGGCUGUGCUGUUGACAAGCAAGGACGGUGCAAGCGGGAUGAUUUUGUGCGAGGAUUGAGCUUUGCUAGGUCAGGUGGAAAUUGGGACGAGUGUUUUGCGUGAUGUCCGCGUCAGUCUUUACUUAUGCAUAACAAAAACAAUGCCAAAAGUUUCAGGUGGGUGGG
Aspergillus saccharolyticus JOP 1030-1 is the source of this 1756-nucleotide messenger RNA. Its product is annotated as histidine phosphatase family protein. The record is from RefSeq and is a predicted model, not a curated record. Gene Ontology annotation, molecular function: acid phosphatase activity. The transcript is spliced from 2 exons. The coding region runs from base 291 to 1694 and encodes 467 amino acids. Lineage: Eukaryota; Fungi; Ascomycota; Eurotiomycetes; Eurotiales; Aspergillaceae.